AUGGGAUGGGGGACUGGCGAGGCACUGCUGAGCAACUUCUCCGAGUUGGUUAAGUGCUCGCAGAAGCAGCACAUGAAGUCUUCUCACCUGAAGGAUCAGCUGUCCAAGGUUGCAGACCACUGGUGCCAUCGAACACUGGCAGCUGCUGUUGGUGCGGACUGCAUUUCAUACAAGCUGCUUCGGGACAUGGCCCACGAGGCUCAGCGCAUCUUCGUUGCCAAGGCGAAAGAGUCGUCAAAUGCGGAUAGCUUCACCGCGGCCACGUUCUUGCGACAGGCUCUGCCGGAGACACGGCAGGCCUGGCGGGCGAAGCUCGUUCAAAUCCAGGGGGAAACCAACGACGAUUCCUGGAAACAGUGGCUGGAAUCCUGGGAAACCCCGAGUCUCUGGGCUUCAUUUGAAGGCUGCCUUCGAGGGUUCUAUACGGGUUACUACACGAAGUCUAUGGGAUGGGGUUGCAUUGGGGCGUUUAGGCUUUUCACGUUUUGGAUGGUUUAG
Symbiodinium sp. CCMP2592 is the source of this 498-nucleotide messenger RNA. Lineage: Eukaryota; Dinophyceae; Suessiales; Symbiodiniaceae. The record is from the annotation of a GenBank genome assembly.